This is a messenger RNA of Eurypyga helias (sunbittern), 1329 nucleotides long. It is a transcript of the gene RNFT2, whose product is annotated as ring finger protein, transmembrane 2. The coding region runs from base 1 to 1329 and encodes 442 amino acids. The record is from RefSeq and is a predicted model, not a curated record. Lineage: Eukaryota; Metazoa; Chordata; Aves; Eurypygiformes; Eurypygidae. Gene Ontology annotation, biological process: positive regulation of ERAD pathway. The transcript has 9 exons. Gene Ontology annotation, molecular function: ubiquitin protein ligase activity.
AUGUUGAGCGUGCUGUGUUUUAAGGUUUUGAGGAAAAUGCAGAGACGACAUAGCAGCAACACUGACAGCGUUCCUCCCGAAAGAAACCGGAGCCAGACAGUCAGUUCUGAAACCAGCGUGGAUGAAAGUGGAGUUUUUGAAAGUCUGAAGGCUGAAGCUUCCUCCCCACAGCAGCUGUUCUCAGGCCUGGCAGGUAUCCCCUCGGGCACCAUCACAGCCACGCCGUUCCAGUUUCCAGCAGGAGGCGGGGAAGUAUUCAUUCAGAUGCCAGCCCCAAGGGAGGAAGGGGCCAGUCGCACCGAAGGAGCCCCAUUUCACCACCGGCAGUCGUCCCAUCAUUUCCACCACGGCCAUCACCGGGGUUCAUCUCUGCUGCACAUGGCCGGAGGCGACCGCCAUGGGCAUGCUGAGGAAGGCAGUGAUGAGCAGGCUGGGACUCCAGCCCCGGCUCUCUCAGAGCUAAAAGCUGUGAUCGGUUGGCUGCAGAAGGGACUUCCCUUCAUCUUGAUCCUCCUGGCUAAAGUUUGUUUCCAGCAUAAGCUCGGGAUUGCCGUGUGCAUUGGCAUGGCCAGCACGUUCGCAUACGCCAACUCAACCCUCCGAGAGCAGGUCGCUCUGAAGGAGAAGCGAUCAGUGUUGGUUGUCUUCUGGAUCCUGGCCUUUCUCACCGGGAACACCUUGUACCUGCUGUACACGUUCAGCUCUCAGCAGCUGUACAACAGCCUUAUAUUUCUGAAACCCAACCUUGAGAGGCUGGACUUCUUCGACCUGAUGUGGAUCGUGGGGAUCGCAGACUUUGUACUGAAGUACCUCACCAUAGCAUUGAAAUGCCUGGUUGUUGCCCUGCCUAAGAUCAUCCUAGCUGUCAAGUCAAAGGGAAAGUUUUAUCUGGUUAUUGAGGAGCUGAGCCAGCUGUUCCGCUCCCUUGUCCCCAUCCAGCUGUGGUAUAAGUACAUCAUGGGCGAUGAUCCAUCCAGCAGCUACUUCCUAAGUGGGAUCCUGAUCAUCCUGUAUAGCCUCUGCAAGUCUUUUGACAUCUGUGGCCGUGUGGGAAGUGUCCGGAAGGCGCUGAAGGUCCUUUGCACCCCACAGACCUAUGGAGUCCGUGCUACCAGCCAGCAGUGCAGUGAGGCAGGUGACAUCUGUGCCAUUUGCCAGGCAGAAUUCAGGGAACCGUUGAUCCUUAUGUGCCAGCACGUGUUCUGUGAAGAGUGCCUCUGCCUCUGGUUUGACAGGGAGAAGACCUGUCCCCUCUGUCGUUCUGUCACAGUAGAAACGCUGCGUUGCUGGAAAGACGGCACCACCUCUGCUCAUUUCCAGGUGUAUUAA